Nicotiana tabacum (common tobacco) is the source of this 1173-nucleotide messenger RNA. The record is from RefSeq and is a predicted model, not a curated record. Lineage: Eukaryota; Viridiplantae; Streptophyta; Magnoliopsida; Solanales; Solanaceae.
GAUUGCCUUCUUUGUCCCACAGGCUUUUCAGCCAACAUGGCUUUUAUGACUGCUGUAGGCAAUGUCAGUAUGCUCUUAGCUAGUGGAGGUCAACCUUCAGUAAAUGCAAGGGUUGCUGUCUUUUCUGAUGCCCUGAAUCAUGCAUCAAUUAUUGAUGGUAUACGCCUAGCAGAGAAACAAAAGAGCAUAGCUGUUUUUGUCUACCGGCAUUGCGACAUGCGCCAUCUUAAUGAGCUAUUAACAAAUUGUACAAUGAAGAGAAAAGUUGUCAUUACUGACAGCUUAUUUAGUAUGGAUGGAGACUUUGCCCCAAUGCUUGAGCUUGUGAAGCUUCGUAAGAAGCAUGGAUUUUUGUUGGCAAUUGAUGAUGCUCAUGCAACAUUUGUUUGUGGUGAAACUGGUGGUGGGGCCGCUGAGUUGUUCAAUUGUGAAAGUGAUGUGGACAUUUGCCUAGGUACUCUGAGCAAGGCUGCAGGUUGCCAUGGUGGAUUCAUAGCAUGCAGCAAGAAAUGGAAGCAAUUGAUACAAUCAAGAGGCCGCUCUUUCAUAUUUUCAACUUCUACCCCGGUGCCUGUAAUUGCUGCUUCCCAUGCUGCUGUUGUUGUGGCAAAAAAGGAGAUGUGGCGUAGAAGAGCUAUUUGGAAUAGGGUGCAAGAUUUCCGUGAUUUAACAGGAAUUCCCAUUACAAGUCCUAUCAUCUCCCUUAUUGUGGGAAAUGAAGCGACGGCUCUGCAAUCUAGCAGGCAUCUUUUGCAACUUGGCUUUCACAUAACUGCAAUAAGACCCCCAACAGUGGCUCCUAACUCAUGCAGGUUAAGGAUAACACUGAGUGCAGCUCACACAUUGGAUGAUAUAAGAAAGCUCAUAGCAGCGCUGUCUCAAUGUGUCAACUUCAGUGAGAUCGGAUUCUACUGCGCAAGCUGGAAUGCCCGACUCUAAUUAUAUUUAUUUGUUUUUCGAUGCAUUUGCUUAUUUAGAAGAGUGGAUUUUAGUAUGAAAUGCAAUUAAUGAAGACAUCUGCACAAGAGUGACUUGUAAUGUUCUUAGCAUUCUAUAGUAAUUUAGCAGGUCUAAUUUUCGUACAGUAAAUACGAGCUGCAAUUAAUGAAAACGAUGCCGCCUUCUGUAAGUGAAAUCGUGAAUUAUUUACAUUGGUUUUUGCCCCUUCUGGCG